Oncorhynchus gorbuscha (pink salmon) is the source of this 3540-nucleotide messenger RNA. RefSeq names its product SLIT and NTRK-like protein 6. Gene Ontology annotation, cellular component: membrane. Gene Ontology annotation, biological process: regulation of presynapse assembly; axonogenesis; positive regulation of synapse assembly. The transcript is spliced from 2 exons. Gene Ontology annotation, molecular function: protein binding. The record is from RefSeq and is a predicted model, not a curated record. The coding region runs from base 379 to 2982 and encodes 867 amino acids. Lineage: Eukaryota; Metazoa; Chordata; Actinopteri; Salmoniformes; Salmonidae.
UCGGAGCUUUCCACCGCUCAAAAGCAUGCAAAUUCUAAGGCUCAGUAUUCCAAAAAGGCUCUACAGUUACACUCACCCUAUAGUGGCUGGUAACUUAGCACAGAAGAAGUUAACAGAGAGGACUGACCAGGGAGACUAAUAAGGAUCUACAUGAAUCAAUUAAUUAAUCAAAAAUAAAGUGGAAAGGCCAACACAUCCCAAAUUGCUUCGGACGGGUCGCGUCGGGUUGAACACUUUGCAAUACCGGAUUGUAAACGCCGACAGUCUAAUACUAAAAGAAGAGGUGACAAAAGUAAACGUUAUUUACACCAGUAUGCCUAGCCUAUUCUCUAAAGAAGAUGCUGUAAAAUUUAAAUAAACGGUUUGAGGGGACUUUUGAUGCCUCGCAUCCUUACGUCUCCACAUGGAUCAAUCUCUCUAACCCAAGCAUCAUUUGGAUUAGCCACAGUCUUUCUCACUCUGCACAACGGAUACAACGGACAGAAAAUGCUACCCCGCAUCCUUUUCCUUUGCUCAUGUUUCUCUGCUGCUUGUUUCCAAGACAUCCGCCCCUCCAAGGUAUUUCUGAGUGAAUCCUGUGACUCAUUGUGUACUUGUGAAGAAAAAGAUGGCAUCCUGUAUCUUAACUGUGAGGAGAGAAAUAUCAGCAAGAUCUCCCAAAUCAAAGUGCCGUCAGCUCUACCUUUCCACCUCAAUCUGUACAAAAACGACUUGGUGGAGUUGAAUGCAGGAGACUUGGAAGGUUUAAAGAAUGCCGUUUCACUUCAUCUCGGGGCUAAUAGCAUACAAGAGCUUGAACCUGGCGUCUUUAGUGCACUGGGCUCCUUGAAGAAGCUCCACAUCAACAGUAAUUUCCUGGUCACGUUGAAGGAAGACACUUUUCACGGCUUGGUAAAUUUGGAGUUUCUCCAGGCGGACACAAACUUCAUCCGUGUUGUCGAGCCGGGGGCAUUCAGCAAACUCAUCCGCCUCAAAGUUCUGAUCCUCAACGACAACGCCAUCGGGUUUCUUCCCAGCAAUAUUUUCCGGUUUGUUCCGCUCACCCACUUGGACCUGCGGGGGAACCAGUUACAAACCCUGCCUUACGUUGGCUUCCUGGAGCACAUUGGGCGGAUCAUGGAGCUUCUUCUGGAGGACAACGACUGGAUGUGCGAUUGUGAGAUCCUUCACCUGAAGAUCUGGAUGGAGAACAUGCGGGCCCAGUCGGCCAUUGGGGAGGUGGUCUGCAGCAGCCCCCACCACCUCAGGGGCACCAUCCUGGCCAAAAUCAAACGGGAUGUUCUCUGCCCCUCUCACGCUGAUAUCAACUUAGAGGAGCCUUCCAAAUCACUGGACAUGGUGGUCACUCCGUCUUCCAAAGUGGCAGAGAUUCCAAAGUUAGAGGAUGUCGUAAAGAUUCCGACACCUUCUUAUGUUCCAGGGAGUCCUUGUGUGGAGCACUGUUCUUGUCACAAUCACCCUGUGGCUGGUUUUUUAAUGCAUUGUCAGGAUAGAGGGAUUCAACGGAUUUCAGAUAUUGGAAUACAUGAGCAAAGCCCUACCAAGCUGGUGCUCACAGGAAACAUGAUUCAGAGACUGUUGAAAUAUGACUUUGUCACAUAUGACAGUUUAGAGUUAUUGAAUUUAGCCAACAAUCGAAUUGAUUACAUUGACAAUGAAACUUUUCUCAGCUUAAGCAAUUUGAAAAAACUUUAUCUCAACGGCAACAGAAUUGAAACUCUUUCCGCGACUAUGUUCGUUGGACUUCACAACCUUGAAUACCUAUAUUUGGAAUAUAACAUUAUCAAAGAAAUUGUUCCAGGAGCUUUUAAUCCUUUGCCAAAUCUCAAACUCUUGUCUUUGAAUAACAAUCUGCUGACUAGUCUCCCAUUGCAGAUAUUUCGCAACGUUCCCCUCACCAAACUGAACCUGAGGAAAAAUCUGCUCAUGCACCUGCCUGUAAGCAACGUGCUGGACCAGCUUGACUCUUUAGAGCAGAUUUAUUUAGAGGACAACCCCUGGGACUGCAGCUGUGACUUAAUCAGUCUCAAACAGUGGGUUGAGAAGCUGAGGAAGGACACAGUCGUAGGUUCCAUUUUGUGUCACACACCGAGAAAAGUGGAGAAGGCUGAGCUGAGGGCCCUUAGAAACGAGUUGCUGUGCCGCGGCCUAGUGACCUUCUCCUUUCCCACGGAUGAGGACGAGACAACCACAGUGGCGACUGACGGCUCUAGGAGCGGUUUCUUCAGCUCAAUCAUGGACUCAGUUCCGCUCUCCGUUCUGAUCCUUAGCUUGCUCGUCAUCUUCCUCAUGGUCAUCUUCUGUUCAGCAGGGAUUGUGGCAUUCCUCGUGCACAGACGGCGAAGGAGGGUGAAGAAGAAACAGGCGGAGGAGCAGCCGCGGGAGAGCAGCAGCCCCAUCCACCUGCAAUACAGUAUGUACGGCCAGAAAACCACCCACCACACACUGGGGCAGAGGACCGGAAGCACCGUGUACGACGAGCGCUCACACAGCCCCAUCGUCCAGAUCUGCCGCAACCCCACCUACUGCACUCAGCAUAAAGAAUAUGAGUCCGACCUCAAUGAACUGGACGAACCAAAGCACAUCUGUCGUAGCAUCAUGGAGACAGAGAAUACCUCCCCUCUCACAGGCUCUAAUUUGAAGUUCAGAGCUGUGACGUCAGACUGCCCAACUGAGUUCGUAACACUCGGCGAUGCGAGCUCCCUCUAUAAAAACAUACUAGAGAGGGAGAGGGUUAGGGAGCUGCAGCAGCUCGGAAUUACUGAAUACCUCAGGAAAAACAUGUCCCAGCUACAACCAACGGUAGAGAUGCAGGUUCCAGGACACCACGAGGAACUGAAAUUAAUGGAGACUAUUAUGUUGUCGAGACCGAGGAAGGUCAUGGUGGAACAAACGAAAAAUGAGUACUUUGAACUCAAAGCUAACCUACACACCGAGCCAGAUUAUUUGGAGGUUCUGGAGCAUCAAACUGCAUUUAACUGAUAUAAAAAGACAAUUAAUGGUUUUAUAUUCAACUCCAUAAGUGCCUUGUCCAAAACUGCCAUCUUAUAUUUUCAGUCGAAGACUUACAUAUCCCACAGCGGUCUUGGACAUACAAGUCAUUUGUAGCACAGAAUGUAAUGUAUAUUUGGCAAUUCCUUUGUUUUAUUUUCCAAUACAGUGCCUUGCAAAAGUAUUCAUCCCCCUUGGUGUUUUUAUUAUAUUUUGUUGCAUUACAACCUGUAAUUUAAAUAGAUUUGAAUUUGGAUUUCAUGUAAUGGACAUACACAAAAUAGUCCAAAUUGGUGAAGUGAAUUUUUUUAAAGAACUUGUUUCAUAAAAUUCAAAAAAAGAGAGAACGGAAAAGUGGUGCGUGCACAUGAAUUCACUCCCUUUGCUAUGAAGCCCCUAAAUAAUAUCUGGUGCAGCCAAUUACUUUCAGAAGUCACAUAAUUAGUUAGAUUGCACACAGGUGGACUUUAUUUAAGUGUCACAUGAUCUCAGUGUAUAUACACUGGUUUAAGGGGAAACAUUUAAAUGUCUUGGAAUGGCCUAGUAAAG